CACUACGUACUUUUCACUUUUUUUUUUUUGAAAAGAGAACUCUUCAUUUUUUUUGUAACUUGAUCUUUUUAUAUUUUGCAUAUAACAUAGUUUGAUAUUGGUUGUAUAUCUUUGACAAGAAAGUUGUACAAUUCUUAAAACUUGUACAACAGAAUAUAGACUUAAAUAUAAGACUAUAAUUAAUAAAAUAAGUCAGAUUAGUUGUAUAUAAAAUAUAUAAUUUAAAUUAAAUUGCAUGAAUUUGAGCUUAAUUUUUAAAGUGUUUAGUUUGGAUAAACCACAAAGACUCAAAAGUCAAAGCAUAUUUUAAAGUUGAUUGUUUUAUUGAAAAACUGAAAUCGAAACAAGGAAAAAUGGUUCAAGAAACUGAACCAAACCUGGAUUUUUGAGGAAGUGAGUUGACUGCAGAAAUGCGUGGGACUAAAAAUAUCAAAUUCAAUUUUUGAAGACUUAAUUGCUAAGUAGAUAAUUAUUAAUUACUAAUGAAAAUGUAAGAGAUGUGUAUAAAUACCGGUAUAUAUUUCUUUUUAUUUUCUCCUCUCUUUGAUAAGAAGUUAAAACCCUUUGGAAUCCCAAUCAAAAAAAAAAAUUGAUGCAAGGGAUAUCUCCAAUUAAAAAUAAAAUAAAUGAAAAUCCAAAUAAAAUCUUGAUUUAAUUACCAUAAAUUGCAAUGCCCACGAAAAAAAUAAAUGCAAAUUAAUCAUCUAUUACUAUUCCCUAAUUGCACGAUCGAUUACGACGUGGUUGGUUCCAAACACAAAACGUGAACUCAACUUUAUGUACACACAAAAUCAUGUUUGGUAGACUAGGAUCUUCAAUCAAUCAUAGAUAUAUUCUUUGUGUAUAUCAAAAAGAAAUUAUGGUAAAUUAUAAAAAGAAUCAAAGAGGUAAAAUUGAAAUAAAACUUACACAAUAUAUAUAAAUAUAAAACACUGUUUUACUAGUAAAAGAAAGAAAAGCAAUUUGUAUUUUGUGUAAACAGUCAAACACGACCUUAAAUGUUAAAAGUCAUAUCCAUAGAUAUGAUACAUACCAUUUAAUUAAAACUUAAAUAACAAAAUCUAUAUAUAUAUCAAUUAGAUAAAUAAAGACUAUUCAUCCCAAAACUUGAGUAGACUCUUCUUCACUAUUUUCUCUCUAUUGUCGACAUCUUCUUCACCUCCCUAAGUACUAUUCGAUUCUAUUUUGUCUUUCUUUGAUUUUUCAUAUAUUUGAGAUUUAUCUUGAGUUUAUAAGAGCUGUGGGAGAAUAUCUUCUUCAGUACGUUAGGUAUAUACGGAAAGAAACCCUAUUUGUCAUUAUCAGCUGGUGAGAUCUGUUUUCAUCUUCUAUCUAUCUGAGCUAGACUUUUGUGUGGAUUCAAGCUUCGUAAGCUAAUGGAUCAAUUAAGUGGUAACAAAUCCAACUGUGGAUUCUCACUUCGGAGACCUAGAUCUACACAAGAAGAAGAACAAGCUGAAGAUGAUGAAAGACAAGCUAAAAGCAUCGAUCUCAGGGAAGAAGAAGAAGAAGAAGAAGAACAUGAGGAUGAUGAUGGAGCUACAAGUGCAGAUCUAGAAGGGGAUGAGGAAGAAGAAGAAGAAGAAGAAGAAGAGAAGAAGCAUAUAUGUUGUGCAUGUGGCAAAAGCUUUACGUCAGGUAAGGCUUUAGGUGGUCAUAAAAGUCUUCAUAUGCUCCAAACUCGGAAAAUUUCAACGGUGAGACCAAAGAUGGUGUCUGCUGGUGAUGAGAGAGGUGAAUUCGAAGUUGAUUGUUGUGUUUGUCAUAAGAAGUUUCCAUCAAUGAAGGCUUUAUAUGGACACAUGAGGUUUCAUCCAGACAGAGGAUGGAAAGGAGUUUUGCCUCCUCAUCAUCCCCUUGGUAAUUUGUCUUCUUCUACAAUCUCUACUGAUGAUGAUGAUGAUGAUGAUGGGGAUGAUGAUGAUGAUCAUUGGGAAUUGGAAAACGUGGUUGACCUAAAGGAAUCGGUCAAAUCUACGUGGACGACAGGGAAGAGAGCAAGGAGAAGUGCUUUGAAGAUUGAUGAGUCAGAUAUUGAUGCUAGGAAUCUACUGGUUUUAGCUACUACUGCGGAAGCUGUUGAUCUCGAUGUUGUAGGGACUUCUGAUUCUCUCUCCGGCGAAGAGGUGAUGACCAAGAAGAAGAAGAAGAAGAAAAGAUUGUCUGAGAUGGUUGAGGUUGUUGUUGGUGGAGCUGAUGAGGAAGGAGGUGGUGCACAUGAGAAGCACGUGUGUGUGACUUGCAACAAGUCCUUUACUUCUUAUCAAGCUUUAGGAGGUCAUAGAGCAAGUCACAACAAGGUCAAGGUUUUGGAGAAUCAUCACGCUAGGGCAAACGGUGAAGCUUUGUUACUUGGUACCGAAGCAAUGAUAACCGGUUUGGGUAGUGCUCAAGGACCAAACACAUCGUUAAGCAGUAUCGGAGAUCAUGUUUGCAACAAGUGUCAUAAAAGUUUCCCAACAGGUCAAGCUCUUGGGGGUCACAAGAGACGCCAUUGGACUGGACCAGCUUCUAGUGAGGUUGCAACUGCUGUUCCAUCGGCUGCGACUGCUCCAGGUGGAGCUUCUUCUAGUCAGGUAAUAGAGACAGUGCAAGAGGUGAAGAAAAGAAAGCUUUUGGAGUUUGACUUGAAUGAGUUGCCACCUAACGAAGAGUGACUCUCAGAAACGUAUAUAUGCAGGCAAGUAAACUUUAAUUUAAAAAUCCAAAAAGACAAAGACAGUGAGUGAAACUAGGGAGUAAUGAUGGUAUAAAGAGUUGUUGACAUGGUAGUUUUAGAAAAGAGAUAAAAAUGCUUUUGGUUUUUGGUUAUUAUUUGAGGUUCCUGGUGUUUGGCUUUUAAUCUAAUUUGAUGGGGUCUUUUGUUAUUUUUUUAUACAAAGGAUAUAUGAUCCUUGUAUUCUUCUCUCAAGCAUCAUCAUAAACACCACAUAAUAUUCACUCAA
This is a messenger RNA of Brassica napus (rape), 2945 nucleotides long. Its product is annotated as zinc finger protein ZAT4-like. The record is from RefSeq and is a predicted model, not a curated record. The coding region runs from base 1377 to 2657 and encodes 426 amino acids. The transcript has 2 exons. Lineage: Eukaryota; Viridiplantae; Streptophyta; Magnoliopsida; Brassicales; Brassicaceae. Gene Ontology annotation, molecular function: DNA-binding transcription factor activity.